Acipenser ruthenus (sterlet) is the source of this 4403-nucleotide messenger RNA. RefSeq names its product WD repeat-containing protein 72-like. Gene Ontology annotation, molecular function: protein binding. Gene Ontology annotation, biological process: protein localization to plasma membrane. The transcript has 20 exons. NCBI's taxonomy places the organism in Eukaryota, Metazoa, Chordata, Actinopteri, Acipenseriformes, Acipenseridae. Gene Ontology annotation, cellular component: cytoplasm. Bases 123 to 3410 code for a protein of 1095 amino acids. The record is from RefSeq and is a predicted model, not a curated record.
UCCAGUUUCACCUAGCUUUAGGUCCUUCACAAAAGAAUUAUUGCUUGAUGUGCAAUUUGUUUGGUUUAAACCUCUAGCCAUUUUAACUUCCUUCUAGAGCUCUACACAGGUUGUGGAUAGAAAUGGAGAGCUCAGUGCAGUCCCUGGCAGCGUGGGGCAGAAGGGCACCUUCUCACUCUAUCACAGGCAUAAUGAUCACAGAUGAUCAACAGACCAUUGUAACUGGAAGCCAAGAGGGUCAGCUUUGUCUGUGGAGUCUUUCCAGUGAUUUAAAGAUCUCACCAAGAGCCCUUCUCUUUGGUCACACUGCCUCUAUUACUUGUGUGGCAAAAGCAAGAGACUUUGAGAAGAAACCAUAUGUGGUCAGUGCUGCCAGCAAUGGGGAGAUGAGCCUUUGGAAUGUCAGCAGUGGGCAGUGUGUGGAGAACACAAAGAUGACCUUUACUCAUACCUCUAUCUGUUAUUACUACUCUUCAUUCCGCAUGGAGGAAGAUGGAUGGCUCCUGUGCAGCGGAGAGUAUCAGGAUGUUCUGGUCAUUGAUGCUCGGGUGCUGGAAGUUCUUCAUACAUUUAUCUCUUCUGAGUCUCCUGACUGGAUCAGCUCAAUGUGUAUUGUCCACUCACCUCGGAUCCAAGAGGACUCUUUAGUGGUUGUAUCAGUUACUGGAGUUUUGAAAGUCUGGAACUUAUCCUCUUCUGUAAAGAGUGUGCAGGAAAAGCAGCUUAUCUUUGAAACGGAAUCCAAGAGUCUCCAGUGCUUAAUGUGUCAAACUAUCCGCUUUUGCAAGUACACAGAACGAUUGCUGUUGGUAGUAUGUUCAGAUUCCUGGAAGGUGUACGACUAUUGUGAUUUCUCCUUGCUGUGUGUGGAAAUGAGUAAAACUGGACAGGGCUUUACUGGUGGGGAACUGCUGCCAGCUAACAGACUCCUAGUCUGGACAGAGGAUGGACACAGUUACAUCUACCAGCUGUCUGACAGGGGUCUUUUAAAACAUGUUAUCUAUCCCCCCUGUGAAAGUUCAGCCAGCGAGACGGUUUCACCACGUAUGCUGUGCUGCACGUCAGAUCGCAAGAUUUCCCAUCCUGUACUGGGCUUUAUAAGCGAAAGAAAGGAACCUUUCUAUAAAAUUCUAUUCUCUGGUGAUGAAUCUGGAAGAAUAACCUUAUGGCACAUCCCUGAUGUCCCCAUUGUAAAUUCUGAUGGAUCCCCAAAAGAAAUUCAAGUGGCCGUAACCUGCAGUCUGGCUGAUUCUUUUAAACAACACGUGUCUGAAGAGAUCGUCGGCCCUCUCAGUUGUCCUGGGGAUGAGUCCCCAGCCAUCACUGUCAGUGUUUAUAUCCCUAACAACGAUCAACUGGUGUGUGGAUGCGAAGAUGGAAAAAUAAUAGUAAUGGCAGCUUUACGUGUAGCCAGAGCAAAGCUGCUUGAGGACCGCUCUCAAUUAAGAGACUGGCUCUCUCACAAGACUGUCCAAGGCCACAGUGGAAGAGUUACUUGUCUGCUGUACCCAUACAAUAAAUCUGUGAGCUUCAAUCCAAGCUGGCUGGUCUCAGGUGGUCAAGACUCGUGUGUAGUCUGGUGGGAUGUGUUUACAGGAGAGAUUUUGCACAAAUUUACACUACAAGCCGGUCCGGUGGUGAACCUUUCAGUACCUCCAGAAGAAUGUAGACCCAAAGUACACCAGAGUGUUUGCUGUUUAGCCAGUGACCAGUCAAUAGCACUCCUAAACCUCCAGGAGCAAGCCUGUAUCAUCCAUGCCAGGAAACAUCUGUUCUCUGUGAAGAUCAUUAAAUGGCGACCUGUUGAAGACUUCCUUGUGGUUGGCUGUGAAGAUGGGUCAGUGUAUGUCUGGGAGAUCGAGUCAGGUGCUCUUGAACGACAUGAAACAGGAGACGCAGCUAAAGCAAUCCUCAGCUCCUGUGAUGAUUCCCAGGCUGUGCUAAUUGAUAGAUGGGUUCCCAUACCUGCAGGAGCAAGGCCUAACCAUCUGUAUCAGAGAAAUCAUCUGCAUUGCAAAGCAACCAGCUCUUUCAAACAUAACAGAACUCAGGAAAAGAUUCCGAUUCCAGAGCUCAUUUUGAGCCCUUUCAGAGUGUUGCAAUUGAAAGCCUCCUCAGUAGACAAUGGUUUUCACGUCCUAACAUUCGACGUGGAGGGACUUUUGGAACAGCUACACCCCAGCCCAGAGGAAAGGUCAGAUCUGCUGAGCUCCUAUGACAGCUCUGAAGCCCUAAGAAGAGUGGCAAGCUUUGAUAGAAAGCAAUCUAGACUGAAAAGGAACAAAACGUCGGUGUCCCUUCAUCAAGUAAAUGAGUUUGUACGAGAACACCUAUUCCAAAGUGAGAACAACAUUUAUAGUGCUGCUGAUGAAGGAGUUGGCAUGCUUAUGCGAAAAAAAAAAGACUCUAGAAGGAGCCAAAAACAGGAUCUGGGAAAAUUGGAUAUCAAUAGAACUGAAGAUACAGCAAGACUUCUAUUGUCCUGCCUCUUCCCAUGGGGUACAGAUGGAGAACUUGAUGACCUCUGUACGAAUAAUCUUGGUAUCUUCACACCUCAAGCUCCAGUGUCUUUUGGUCUACAAUCAAAGAAUGGUCACAUGUCACUGAUACUGCCAGGGUGGCAUCCACAGAAAAUGAGUGGCACGAGUGAGAAUGGGCCUUAUAAUUUAAUUUCAAACAAAGUAAUGCAGCUGGCGAAACAGUACACAAACAGCAGUGCUGCAGAAACUUCAUUUCUAGAAAAGGCUGAGGAUAAGAAGGAGGGGGACUUUGGAUUGGAAAUUACUUCCUAUCUGUUGUCCAUUAUUUUAGUAGUCAGCAGUCUUAUGAGAUUGCCUUUGCAGACAGAUGAGUCUAUCGAACAUGACAGACACGAGAAGAAUGGGUCUCACCUUUAUAAAAGGAGAGCCAAGGAUGCUGCCCGGUAUCCUCUUAGAGAAACAGAAUCUCUGAAAAAACUGAUCACCAGUUGGCAACAACAGUCAGUUGAGGUUCUUGAGGCAGUACAAGCUGUGCUGUUGGUAGAGGUUCAGAGGAUUAUAAAGACCUUGAGAAAGACAUCAAUCAGCAGUCAAGCAGUGACCGUGGCAGAGAAUAGAAAUGGUGAGACUCAGACAUUGCCAAAGAUUGGGGGCACGGAACUGCUGGAGUCACAACAAAGUACUGCCCCACUGAGUACCAUUGAAGAAAGCAGCAUCUUGCAGCUAUCAGAGAAGGCCCCUCACAGCGAGGCACCUGCUGAAACUGUGGAUGUGCCAAAAUGUGUGGAGCACACCGGCAAUCCCCCAGACCCUCAUCAGAACAUCACAGCUACCUGUAUCCAGCAGCAGUGUUUGAAGCAAAGAGCACGGAAGGCUAACAUAACAGGAGGCCUGAAAGAAGUUCAGUUUGACUGCUGUAAGCUGUGCUGAUGGAACCCAUCCGAUUCCAUGAAGGUCGUCACUCAUUAUUGCAGGCUGGAUCCAUAUAUAUAUAUAUAAUCAUGUGGGUAGAUUCAUUACUGGAACCAGUUUUGUAAAUAUUUUACAGUAAGUGAGUGUUUGUAUGCUGUCUGAAUGGUAGUCAGCACAUGCUGUCAUUGACUUCUUAUGCAUAUACUGUAUAACAGGCAGUGUUUUCUAGUGUGACACUCCCUGCUAUUGUGCAUACUGCUGAGCCACUAUUGCACGGGGAUCAAACCAUUGGUACAGUGGUUAAGAUGCUGUUCGCCAGUUGUUAGUACAGGUAUGGAAAAAAGUUUUGCAUCACCCUGUAGAAUGAACACAUUUUUCUUCAUAAAGUCGAAUGAAACCUGCUGAAUGAUGUUACGUUAACAUAUUGAAUUACAUACCGCUUUGUAGUUUUCCAUAAACUUCUGUGACAUUUCGAAAUGGCUUCCGGUUGACUUUUGCGAUAUCAUUUUGUAGUUUAUUUGUAAAUAAAAUAUCUAAAUUAUGUUCAUGUAGGUUUUUUUGUUUGUUUGUUUAAUGAUGUUCUAAAUCCUAAAAUUCUAGGUGAUGUGAAACUUUUGGCCAUAGCUGUAGGUGCCUUGACUGAGAUUCUCAUAGAAGACUUUUAUUAACUUCUAAAAAUGAUUUUUUAAACAGCAUGAUUCACACCUAUAUUUUAUACAGCUAACAUUUGAAAAAUCUACAGUGUAUGCAACCUAUAAAUCUAUUUUGUGGUUGAAAUGUGUGCUAUAAACUGAACUAAAAUACCAGUAAAAUCAUGCUUCAAGAAUAGUAUGUAAUACUGUGUAAUAAAGUUAAGAAUAAAAAAAUGUUAUCAUUUUCUUACAUCUUUACCUUUGUGUUAAGAAGAUAUUUUUUUAACUUUUGUUACUGUUACUAUUGCUAAAAUCAAGCCUUAAUAUCAUUCUAACUUUAUGUAUUAUUAUAUACAGUUUUUCUAUAUAUUUAUUAUAU